CCGCAACACCCAAAGUCAGCAUCGCCAUCAUGUCUGACAACGAGGAAAUCGAAGUCGAAGCCGUCUCCGGAUACCAAGUCCUUCCCAAGGAGGUGACUGACGAGAUUGGAAGCAUCAAGCUCUUCAACAAGUGGUCCUACGAGGAUGUCGAAAUUCGGGACAUCUCCUUGACCGAUUACAUCCAAAUCCGCGCCCCAGUCUACAUCUCCCACUCCGCCGGCCGAUUUGCACAAAAGCGAUUCCGAAAGGCAAAUUGCCCAAUCAUCGAGCGUCUCACCAACUCCUUGAUGAUGAACGGCCGCAACAACGGAAAGAAGCUUAUGGCUGUUCGCAUUGUUGCCCACUCCUUCGAGAUCAUCCACAUCAUGACCGACCAAAACCCCAUCCAAGUCGCUGUCGAUGCCAUUGUCAACUGCGGACCCCGCGAAGACUCCACCCGUAUCGGUUCAGCAGGUACCGUUCGUCGUCAAGCCGUCGAUGUCUCUCCUCUCCGCCGUGUCAACCAAGCUAUCGCUCUCCUUACCAUCGGUGCCCGUGAAGCCGCUUUCCGUAACGUCAAGUCGGUUGCUGAGUGUUUGGCUGAAGAAUUGAUCAACGCCGCGAAGGGAAGCAGUAACUCGUAUGCCAUCAAGAAGAAGGAUGAGUUGGAGCGUGUCGCGAAAAGCAAUCGGUAAAUGGUGUCGUUUUUCUGCAUGGCAUGGUCUGGGGUUUCUUUCCUUUACGGAUGGGCAG
Messenger RNA from Mollisia scopiformis, 732 nucleotides. RefSeq names its product 40S ribosomal protein S5A. The record is from RefSeq and is a predicted model, not a curated record. Gene Ontology annotation, molecular function: structural constituent of ribosome; rRNA binding; mRNA binding. Bases 30 to 674 code for a protein of 214 amino acids. The transcript has 3 exons. Gene Ontology annotation, cellular component: cytosolic small ribosomal subunit; ribosome. Gene Ontology annotation, biological process: ribosomal small subunit assembly; translation. NCBI's taxonomy places the organism in Eukaryota, Fungi, Ascomycota, Leotiomycetes, Helotiales, Mollisiaceae.